Molecule: messenger RNA, 3428 nt
Organism: Phyllostomus discolor (pale spear-nosed bat)
Lineage: Eukaryota; Metazoa; Chordata; Mammalia; Chiroptera; Phyllostomidae
Gene: FAM199X
Product: family with sequence similarity 199, X-linked
Exons: 6
Coding region: 287-1507 (406 amino acids)
Source: RefSeq, a predicted model, not a curated record
GGGCCGGGCGGCGGCGGCUGCAGCAGCAGCAGCGCGGCGCCGCACCGCGCCCGGACGGGGUUGGGCUGGGUGGUAGCAGUGAUUGCAGCGGGCUGAGACGAAUGCGGGGGCUACUGGGGACUGAGUCGUUGGUAGCGGGUUGCUGCGGCCUGGAGCAGUCUCCUCUCGCAGCACCGCACUCCCAGGAGCUGUGGCAGGCCGCUGCGCUCAGCCUGCUGGUGAACUGUGGCUGGCACGCCCAGGCGCGGCGGCAAUAGUGGGCAGGUUAGAGUGGGAACGGGGGCGGAUGUGGGAGCAGCCUAGGCCCAGAGAGGUAACCCGAGCCCGGCCAUCUCUAGCCAUGUCCGACGAAGCGUCGGCGACCACUUCCUACGAGAAGUUUCUGACCCCAGAGGAGCCCUUCCCGCUACUUGGACCCCCUCGCGGGGUGGGCACAUGCCCCAGCGAGGAGCCCGGCUGCCUGGACAUCAGCGACUUCGGCUGCCAGCUGUCCUCCUGCCAUCGCACCGACCCACUCCACCGCUUCCACACCAACAGGUGGAACUUAACUUCUUGUGGAACAAGUGUUGCCAGCUCAGAAUGCAGUGAGGAGCUGUUUUCAUCAGUUUCUGUUGGAGACCAAGAUGAUUGCUAUUCCUUAUUAGAUGAUCAAGACCUCACUUCUUUUGACUUAUUCCCUGAGGGGAGUGUGUGCAGUGAUGUCUCUUCCUCUAUUAGCACAUACUGGGAUUGGUCGGACAGCGAGUUUGAAUGGCAGUUACCGGGCAGUGACAUUGCCAGUGGGAGUGAUGUGCUUUCUGAUGUCAUACCCAGCAUUACAAGUUCGCCUUGCCUGCUUCCUAAAAAGAAAAACAAGCACCGGAAUUUAGAUGAACUUCCUUGGAGUGCAAUGACAAAUGAUGAGCAGGUGGAAUAUAUUGAGUAUCUGAGUCGUAAAGUCAGUACUGAGAUGGGUCUUCGGGAGCAACUAGAUAUUAUUAAAAUAAUUGAUCCUUCUGCUCAAAUCUCUCCUACAGACAGUGAGUUUAUUAUUGAACUUAACUGUCUCACAGAUGAAAAACUGAAGCAGGUGAGAAACUAUAUCAAGGAGCAUAGCCCUCGCCAGCGGCCUGUGAGAGAGGCCUGGAAAAGAAGCAGCUUUAGUUGUGCAAGCACCAGUGGAAUGAGUGGUGCCAGUGCCAGUGCCAGCAGCAGCAGUGCCAGCAUGGUCAGUUCUACAAGCAGCAGUGGGUCCAGUGUUGGAAACUCGGCUUCAAACUCCAGUGCCAACAUGAGUCGAGCACACAGUGACAGCAACUUAUCUGCAAGUGCAGCAGAGCGGAUUCGAGAUUCAAAAAAGCGAUCCAAGCAGCGGAAGUUGCAACAGAAGGCCUUACGCAAGAGGCAGCUGAAAGAGCAGAGGCAGGCUCGGAAGGAGCGGCUCAGUGGGCUCUUCCUUAAUGAAGAAGUGCUGUCCUUGAAAGUGACUGAGGAAGACCAUGAAGCAGAUGUAGAUGUUUUGAUGUAAUAAGAGUGAUGUUAUCAGCAUUCUUCCUAAGCAUUAAAGCAUUCUAUUCUUACUUGUUUAUGUGCCUCUUGACUAAACUUUUGGUUAGGGCUAUGCUGAUAUAUUAAUAAUUUAGGCCAGUGGUUCUCAGCAGGUGGUCCCUGGACCAGCAUCUUCAUCAUGUGAGAAUUUGUUAGAAAUGCAUACAAUAGGUCCCCACUUCAUAUGUAGUGAGUGAAUCAGAAACCUCGGCGGGUGUUGCAGGGGAAGACGCAGCAUUAUGUUUUAACAAGCACCGAUUUCUGCCUUUUUUUUUUUUAAUCUUCACCCAAGGACAUUUCAUUGCAGAGAGAGAGAGAGAGAGCGAGCAAGCGAGAGAGAGCGAGUGAGCAACAUUGAUACAUUGAUGUGAGAUAGAAACAUGGACUGGUUGCCUCUUGAAAUACCCCAGUUGGGGAUCAAACUCACAACCUGGGUAUGUGCCCUGACCGGGAAUCGACUCACAGCCUUUUGGUCCACAGGAUGAAGCUCUAACCAACUGAGACACACCUGUUAGGACUGUGCACACUAGUUUUAAGAACCACCAGUUAAGUAAAUGUUUUGACUGUUUAAACUUUAAUGUGGUUAAAUGGGCUUUUUAAAAUACUAGUACUUUUACAGUUAAGAUUUCAAGGUAUUGCUGACAAAUAGUUUAUUAUGUUAGUAUAUAUAUAUAUAUAUGUACAUGUGUAGAGAUCAUAAUUCAGUUUCCUUAAUGUUGCGAUUUUUUUAGUUUACUUUUUGUAAAGGGACAUAGUAUAAUUUUCAAUUCCUGGUGGAGAUCUUUUUUUGAGGUUGUGAAGAUGGAGUGUGGAUUGCUGUUUACAGUAGUGCCUUCAUUAUGUUUAUCUGUUUUCAUUCAUUAUUAUUAACUCAAAGAUAUAAAAACAGGCCCUACUAUCUUUCUUCUUACGUUUGUUUUUGCUUUUCACUUUAUGUGCAUUUAGAAUCCUUUCUGUAAGUAAUGACUACUGAGGAAAUAAUGUUACUAAUUGAAUUUUAGACUUUAUGCUAUGUUGAUUAAUAUUCAAAUGUGAAAGCAAUUAAACAAGACAACCCAUUGUACUUUUUCACUGCUUUCUGAAGUUUUAGGCUGUGAAAAUGUCUUCAAGUCAAAAAAAUAUCUUAAGUUCUUUUUGUAGGUAAUUUUUUUCAGCACAUCUUUAGUUUUAAAUAUUUGGUAUAAUAGUGUCUGGCAUAUGAACAGGUUAAUGUUCAAAAUUAACUAAAGAAAACCCUUACAGUUCUCCUAAGCUUCUGUAUAAAUCGUUAGAAAUACAUAGAGCAGUGAGAUAAUAGGAAAAAAAAAACCUUCGCUUGUUAGCUGUUAAAGUAGAACUAAUUUUAAAUGUGAAAUCAUGGAGUUUCUUUAAGUGCUCUCAAGGAGAAUUUAUUAUGAACAUUCAAAAGUAGUGUGAUUCCUUUUCUUCUACCACACAUCUUUAAUCAUACACAUGGGCUAAAAGAAGAAGGAAACUUAUACUAGUGACAAUCAAGCCACUUUCUGACUUUCAUAAUUUUCAUUUUAUUGUAGAUAACUUGGAAGGUAAUAAUGAUACUAUAGGAGUUGUAGUUAGUACUUUUAAAACUAGAGUCAGGUGGAUGGGAAUGUCUACUUUUUAAAAAACUUUUUAUUCAUAUCAAGGAAUUUGUAAAGAUAAAGAGUAAUGACUUAAAUUCUUAAUUUAAAAUUCUUUAUCUAAAUAUAAAGGUAUACCAUUUGCUUACCAUCAUGUGUUUUGAAAAUUUGAUUUCAUUGUGGAUCCUUGAAGGUUAAAGAAUUGAAACUGAGGAUAAAAAUUGCUGUGUUGUAGCUUUGCUGAGGUCUGUAACAUAUUGAAGACCAUUAAUACUUAAAUUCAUACUUAAAUUUUACUAAAAUAAAAGGUUAUAUGUGUAUGUG